This is a messenger RNA of Porites evermanni, 6538 nucleotides long. NCBI's taxonomy places the organism in Eukaryota, Metazoa, Cnidaria, Anthozoa, Scleractinia, Poritidae. The record is from the annotation of a GenBank genome assembly.
AUUGUUAUUAGAAUCCAUAACUAAUUAACCUUCAAUAUAGAUCUGUUUGUUUCAUUAACUUUAAGGGGUUAAGUCAGCUCAAGUUCUUCACUCAAUUGAGUUUCAAAGUUACAUUUAGAACAAUUCAUUGGACAUUAAAGUUGAGGUAAAACUCCCUCAAUUUUGUGUGUAAAGAACUUGUCUUGGGGCUUACGUUUAACAUUGUUUGAAAUACCUUGUGUGAAUUUAGCAUGAAGAAGCUUUCCUCUGGCUUGGCGUGGCUUGGUUUUUUCAUUGGCAUUUGGUUUCCUUUUGCUAGUGCAAGUAAGUUCUUAAUUAUUCUCCAUAUUAUUGAAUCAUGAUGCUAUCUCAAAUAUUAUUCCAGCCUUUUAAGUUACUCACACUCGCAGCUACAACGUAGAUUGCGGAAAUUUGAACAAGUUUGUUGCAUGGUUGUUGGAUUUCAUUCCGAAUUUAUUACCGAAACAGCCCACCGGCUUAUUUAGAUCUUCACGAUCCACUAUUUGAAUUCACGGUGAGGAUGAAAUCUGAAUUAUGGGUUUAGGGACCGUCGACAUAUUCACUUUUCCCCCGCUUAACGUCAACUGGGCGUUUAGGGGGGAGGAGGGGGUAAGGCAGUGGACGUUAGUGCGGGGCAUUUUUGGACGAAUGCAAACUGAUACAUUUUUAUAAAUUUUACGUCAUGCGUCGGAAAGGCGCUUGCGACAUUAUUUAAGAGAAAGCAGGACCAAUUGUAAAUUUUACAUUGCGAUCUUUUAAACUCUAUAUGCUAAAUCACUAAUAAAUUUAUACAAUACCAAAAUUAUGGUUAGUUUGUUGAUUUUGUAAACACGUUUGAGAACACAACUAAAUUAUCUUUAGUCAAUACGUACCUUCAAAACAUGGCAGCCAGCGAUUCUGGUUUUGAUCUCUGAAUAUGUAGUGUAGUAGGAAAUCAAAAGCAUCGAAGGGAAAAAGCAGUUACACAGAUUUUGAAAGAGAACAGAUAGGAGACGGGGGGUACACGUGUGAAGACACGGGUAAGUGCAUGUCAGUAUUCAUUCUGGAAUGCAGUGACUUUUGGAGCUGAAAAAUUUCAAGUGGAUGCUAAGGAGGGGGAAGGGGGAAGGGGGGGGGGAGGGGUUCUGAGAAAAAGUGAAUAUGUCGACGGCCCCUUACUCAUUCCUGUUCAUGCACAAGGUUCGAUCGAUUUAGUAGUUUGAAUCCAUCCCGGGCCAUCCAAGGUGAUUGAUUGCGCUUCCUAAUUACCUAGUUAAGUUUCUACAGUUCUUGAAAACAAUGAAUCCAUUUUUGAAGCACAUAAUGCAGUUCUGAUUUUUGGCUCCAGUUCUAUGAUAUCAUGUCAAAUGCUUUUCUCUGCAAUAAAUAUUCCUUGCCAAAGCGCUGAGAUCGCUGAGUUUUGUAAGUGCAGACGACUUGCCAAACAUUUCAAAUAAUAUUUCUCUAUUUAAAAUGUUUUUGCCUUCUGGUCAUUAUAUGGGAACAUUUAAUUCAAUACAAUUAAAAAAGAAUUCCGGAAAUUAGACUAGAACGAAGUACUCUCACACGCGAUGGAGUCUAUAGAAAUCAAGGAAUUUUGGUCUAAAGACGGUUCCAGUUUACUAAGAAGCAAAUUCGAAGUAGAAAGAGUCAACAUUACCCAGUAUCCCAGUAGAUUUAGGGCUUCAGAGAUUCACUUGAGAAUAAAAAAGCACCUUUACUAGCAGGGCGUAGCCUGCAGGCUGCGUUCAGAAUACGGUUUGACGUUAGUAAUUAAUUAUUUCAUUUACCAUUGCUUCAGAAAUUACCCUUUAAAACUGCUUAUCAUAGUUAAAGUCAUUUUGUUCUUUUCUUGCAGAUAAGUACAUAAUUGACAAGGAAACAGAUGGUAUGUUUUCAAAAAUAAUAUGUGAUGAAUGAAGUAUUUAUAAAUGACGCUUAACUUUUAAAAUUAUUAGCGUGAAAUCGAAAAAGGUGACAUUCAAACAUUUUUACUGAAUCGAAGUGGUCGCACAUAAUAGAAAACGUGAGCAUCCGAACUUCUUGAACUCGGAAGGUCGUGACUUCGAUUUCCACCUGGAGCUCGGAAUUCUUUCUGAGCUUUCGGGUGUGAAAUUUCUUCUUCAUCCAAAUGUUUUUUUUAAAAAUAUUUCUCCAUUUCUCAUUGGUUGAAAUCCCCGGCUAAGCUAAUUUUUAAUAACCAGCAAGCGUUGAACAAGUUCGGAAGAUGCUUAAGCGAUAUCCGGUAAAAUGACGUCAAGACUACAGGAUAAACGCCAGGAAACUCAGGGACGGUAACGAGAAGCCCUUGGGAAACGGUUGCGUUGUUAUCUGAAGAGCUGUAGAAAAUGGCAGAAAAUUUCACAUCUUUUGCGAAGACGAAAUAGACGAACUGCUGCCAAGAAACAACAAGAACAGAAAAAUUACAACUCCAAGGAUGACAUCACAGUAGUUUUAAUGGAUUUAGAAAAAAAAUACUCUCUGAAACUGAUGGUACAGUAUAGGGUCCAACGGACUCCGUCAACAAUCAUUGAAGUACAGAGAUUUAGUUAUCAGAUGAAAAUUAUGAAAUACUAUGAUUAUUUUAAUGAAUUUCAGCUUAGUGUUUGAAAAUUUCGCCCUACCAUUACUAAUAAAUGGAAAGAAUCUCUCCUUCAGUUUCGGGAGCUAAAUGAUAAACUCUUGGUCCUCGCCUCCUUUAUUUGGUUCAGAAAUGCCCUCCGCAUAUUUUUUCCAAACUGUUGGUUGAAUUAUUAUAAUUAAUAUUUCUCUUUCUUUUCCCUUUUCAGCUAUCAUUCUUGAUCUUGCCGUCGUGUUUUUUGUGUUGUGCUUAAUUUUUUUAAUCUUGGUUGUUUUACUCGCACUUGCCCUUUACAAAGCAAGAAAAGAACGAGGCUUGUGAGUAAAGCUAGUAGUUAUUUUGUUUACUUACAUGACCAGCGGCUAUGUUAGCUUAGUGGAGCUAAAGGAAGUAUUCACUUAGGUCUGUUGAAGAGCUCGAGAGUAUAGAGUACUAAAGUGAUGAUGUCAUCAAAAUGAAAGUUCUGAAAUUAUGGGAUUUGUCAGGAUAAUCUGAAAGAACAAUGUCCAAGAGGCCUACUUGCCAAAAAUGAGCAUUUCGUGGCAAAUUGUCUCAGAGAUGUUACCCGGUUAUAGUCAGAAAACUCCAUACAAACCCUUCUAAUUUUUUUUUGGGGUCGACCCAAAAAGAUUUAGAAGGGUUUGUAUGGAGUUUUCUAAGCAUACUUGGGCUACGAUCUCAGAGACAGUUUGCCCCGAAAUGCUCAUUUUUGGCAAGUGGGCCUCUUGGACAUUGUUCUUUUAGAAUAUCCUGACAAAUCCCAUAAUUUCAGAACUUUCAUUUUUAGAACGUCACACUUUAGUACUCCCUGAUUCGCAUAAAAUCUUACUAUUGUCGCCCCUGUGAAAAGAAAUAAGAAUUGGGGCACAAAAGUGGCUUUAAGGGGCAAAAUGGCUUUAAGGUGUAUUAUCAUUCAUUCAAAAUAUUUCUCCGUUUCUCAUUGGCUAAAAUCACACGCACAAUUCAUCAUAACCAGCUACUGUUGACCAUAUUUGGAACCGAUAACGUCAAAAGUGCAGCAAAGUUGCAGAUUAUUGCAGAUCGAGGAGGGAGCUAUCAACCUCGGCCUUCGACCUCGGUGGAUAACACCCUUCGAGAUCUCCAUAAUGUUUUUUAUCAUAUAAACACCAAUGAAAUACCAGGUGAGCUUUCGCGCGAAAACUUGAUAUCUUCACAUGUGAAAAAAUGACCGUUGCUAUGGCUACAAAAUAAAUCGCAACUUUCACACCAAAAAACUAUUAAAUUGAAAUGGUUUGGUAAUUCAUUUGUGUUUAUAUAAUAAAUAGAACAUUACCUGGCCACUUGGAGAUACGAAAUUUCUCUUCUCCUGUUGAACAAAUAUUUCACUCGUUCGCGCAUAUUUUUUAACACUCGAAGAGAAAUUUCGUAUCUCCGCGCGGCCAUGUAAUAUCCUCUAUAUAUCCGGAUCCUAUGAAAGCCGAAUUUAAUAACUGCUAAUUAUAGGAAAUGUGAAAAUGUUGAAUAGACCGUUUCCGCAUUCCUAUGAACAAAACAUCGACUCGAGGCAUGGGCUGACAGAGCACGGUGAUUUGUAUGAAACUGUAUAAACACUAUCGCUAUAUAUGCAAAAAUCGUAAGUACGGUUUCAUUUUUUUGAAUAUUAGUAUUUUUGCUAUCUCUAAUUUCAGGAACUCGUAUAAAGGGUACACAGUCUCGUACCGAGAUAGUGAAUCCUUGAAAGGUGAGAGCAUUUCCAGUCCUUUUUACGGGCACGGAAUUUACUCCUUCCGUCCUGAAGGUUCUAUCUACCUACCUGGACGCAUUAGCCACAUAGGAGGCAAGAAUGACGAGGUAAAUACAGUAAACUUUAAAACUCAGUUUUUGUCAUUGAGGUGAUGAUGCUAAGACACAAGUAGCAAACACGGAGAUAAACAAACAAAUAAGAAAACAACCAGACACGGUAGUCACAAGACAUGACACACAGUAGUUAGGGCAGGGGAGGGGAACGUCUUAUAAUGGCCUAUACGGCCCCAAAAGGGGGGCCUUCUUUAGGCUUCAGGUAUAUAAAAGGGUGGAAAGUCCAACAGUUGAAGUAUGAAGAAGGGUAGGGAAGUCUGUCAUUUCGGCCCUACUUCGUUCCCCAGGGGAGGGUACUCCCUAUAUUAUGGCCUAUACGGGGAGGCUCCGCUGGGAAGGGGGACCUUUUUCAGGCUCCAGGUACAUUAAAGGAUAGCGAGUCCAACAGUUGAAGUAUGUGGAAGGGUAGGGACAUCUGUCAUUUCAGUCAUACUUAGUACCCCGGGGGGAGGAUACUCCCUACAUUAUGGUCUAAACGGGGAGGCUCCACCCGGAAGGGGGACCUUUAUUUAGGCGUCAGGUACGUGAAAGGGUGGGAAGACCAACAGUUGAAGUCUGUGGAAGGGUAGGGACAUCUGUCAUUUCGAUCGUACGGCCUCAAAGACCUAAAAGGGCUGACAGAUGUAAUUUCUGGCUGUGAAAAAGACGAGAAAACGUUCUGGUUUUGUGGUUUAUUCAUAUUUUAAAUGCAGUGCCUUUAUAGUAGUUAAAAGAGAUGCAAAGCUCUAAACUAUGUAUGUGAAAGGGGUACCAUUUGUCAAUAGAAGCUAUACAAAAGGGGUACCUUUUCUGUCAUAAACGGUAGAUAAAUGGGUAAGGGGUUGGACCCCCGGGCGGAGCCUCCCCGUAUAAACUUUGUUGAGUGCCCCCCGGGUAGUUAGGUCGUGUUCUAUAGGGUCUUUUACCCAGCCGUUCUUGUCUCGUCAGUCGUCACGCAUAAAGGUGGGGGAGGGGGGGAAGAGAGAGAGAGAGCGUCACAAGACUUAAUAGCCCAUCUCCGAGUUCCGAAAACUCUCACUUUUUAAACGAGGCUAAAUGCAAAACCUUUCUUGCGAAAAUGAAUUUUAUUUGCAUGAAAAUAAAAAACCAUUGUCAUAUUAAUGGCUUCGCACUUUGCCUCGCUUUGAAACAGAGGCUCGGGGAAACGCGGAAAUGGUCUAUUGGCACUUGGGGCCGAAACAGAUCUUUUUGAUCAAUCAUUUACACUUGUGUAAAAGUGUCUUAUUGCCCUGAGUAUUUGUCUCUUUACAUGAUAUAUUUAUCAUAGGAGCAUGCCUAUGAGAACAACGGCGUGGUUUUCAAUGAAAGUGAAACGAAGAGAGACUCGCCCCCGCCAGAGAAAGGACAAGAGGAUGAGAAAGUCAGAGANGUAUGUGAAAGGGGUACCAUUUGUCAAUAGAAGCUAUACAAAAGGGGUACCUUUUCUGUCAUAAACGGUAGAUAAAUGGGUAAGGGGUUGGACCCCCGGGCGGAGCCUCCCCGUAUAAACUUUGUUGAGUGCCCCCCGGGUAGUUAGGUCGUGUUCUAUAGGGUCUUUUACCCAGCCGUUCUUGUCUCGUCAGUCGUCACGCAUAAAGGUGGGGGAGGGGGGGAAGAGAGAGAGAGAGCGUCACAAGACUUAAUAGCCCAUCUCCGAGUUCCGAAAACUCUCACUUUUUAAACGAGGCUAAAUGCAAAACCUUUCUUGCGAAAAUGAAUUUUAUUUGCAUGAAAAUAAAAAACCAUUGUCAUAUUAAUGGCUUCGCACUUUGCCUCGCCUUGAAACAGAGGCUCGGGGAAACGCGGAAAUGGUCUAUUGGCACUUGGGGCCGAAACAGAUCUUUUUGAUCAAUCAUUUACACUUGUGUAAAAGUGUCUUAUUGCCCUGAGUAUUUGUCUCUUUACAUGAUAUAUUUAUCAUAGGAGCAUGCCUAUGAGAACAACGGCGUGGUUUUCAAUGAAAGUGAAACGAAGAGAGACUCGCCCCCGCCAGAGAAAGGACAAGAGGAUGAGAAAGUCAGAGAGAAAACCAGAAAGGAAAAUCCAAUAUUUGAAAACCCUGCAUUCGAAAUCCCUGGUUACGAAAUAUUAGUUAGGUUUGACGACGAUGACUUGGACAGCCAUGACUACGAGAUGUUGGACGCAAUGGUUGCCGGGAAGGAAACAUCAGCGACGAUUUAG